Messenger RNA from Neohortaea acidophila, 1471 nucleotides. Its product is annotated as 3-keto-steroid reductase. Gene Ontology annotation, biological process: ergosterol biosynthetic process. Lineage: Eukaryota; Fungi; Ascomycota; Dothideomycetes; Mycosphaerellales; Teratosphaeriaceae. The coding region runs from base 110 to 1420 and encodes 436 amino acids. Gene Ontology annotation, cellular component: mitochondrial outer membrane; endoplasmic reticulum membrane; lipid droplet. Gene Ontology annotation, molecular function: 3-beta-hydroxysteroid 3-dehydrogenase (NADP+) activity. The record is from RefSeq and is a predicted model, not a curated record. The transcript has 2 exons.
CGCGGCUGGUUGCAACGGCGACGAUUGACGUUCUGACACUUGUGACCUACAAGUCGACGAACUCAUGGAUUAGCCAACCUUUGUCUCAUCGCCACGACUUUUCUCCAACAUGGAAGAAGACGGCAAAGACACCUUGAGAGUCUUGGUCACUGGGGCCAACAGCGGUCUGGGCUUUGCAACAUGCUGCCGUCUAAUCGACGAGUUUCUCGCCACAAGACCUCAAUCGCAAACUUUGCACCUGCUGUAUUCCACUCGGGAUGGAAAGAAAGGCGAUCAAACCCUGCUCAACCUCAACAAGCACCUUCAAAAGACCCUGGAAGCCGCAAAUGCCCGAACUCCGGGCAUCAGUCUGCUCUUAGAGCCUCGCAUCGUCCUGGAAGGCGUUCUUGUGGACCUGACGAAACUCCCCACGAUUAAGGCGCUGGCCCGCCAACUGCUGGCUCGCAAGCAGCGCCUGGAUGGCGUAGUAUGGAACGCCGGCAUUGCAGGCUGGUCAGGGCUCAACUUCGUGCAAGCAACAUGGGACAUCCUGACCGGGCUGGUACAAGCAACGACAUAUCCCAAGUUCUUGAUCUGUGAUGUGGGCAUGGUCACGAAGCCGCAGCUCGCCGGUCAUGGCACCAUUCACACCUUCCCUGAACCGCCGCUCGCUCAAGUAUUCUGCUCGAAUGUCUUUGGGCAUUAUAUGCUCACGCACUGGCUCGCUCCCCUGAUGACGCCAGAUACGAGGAUAGUGUGGAUCUCAAGCACGAGUGCCUUGCCUGACAUGUUCAACCUCGACGAUCUUCAAGGCUUUCGGUCGGAGAUGGCCUACGAAUCUUCGAAACGCUUGACGGAUUUGCUGGUCAUGACUUACGAUCUGCCCUCCACGCAGCCAUUCGUCCGGAAAUUCCUCCCGGCGGUAGGGAAGAAGGACGACGUCAGAGACCGCCCGCAAAUGAUCCUCACCCACCCAGGCAUCGUCCAGACAUCCAUCGUCACCCUCUCCUGGUUCAACUUCUACCUCAACCUCCUGGCCAUCUAUGUCGCGCGGUGGAUCGGCUCGCCCUGGCACACCAUCACCUCCUACAAAGGGUGUCUGGCGGCAGUCUUCGCCAUUCUCGCACCUCCCGCUCAGCUUCUCGACUUUGAAACGAGGGAUGGAAAAGGCAAGUGGGGCACUUCAACAGACGUCUUCGGCAACGAGCGAGUCGCACGAACGGAAGUCGAAGGUUGGGGGUUUGGGCGUGAGCUAGGAGUGGUGCCAGCUGGAAGUGUGAGGACGAAGCGGACUGGGUAUCGCAAGCCCACCAAGGAAAUGCGCGAGGAGUUUGAGGAGGCUGGAAGGAGGGUAUGGCGGGAGAUGGAGGAGUUGAGAGUGGAGUGGGAGAAGCGGCUUGGACGUAUUGAGAUUGAUGGCGCCGACUCCGUGGAUAUGUAGAGCCUAAUAAGUCAAAGAAUGCAACCAUGUGCAAGUGAGAAUCAACCUAAA